AUAGAGAGACUUGGGAUUGGCAGAACUUGAAGUACCGGACAAAACUCAGAGUGGCUUGGAACAUUCUUUAUCUUGCUGAAGUAUUCUGUCAUUCUCUACAAUCCUUGCCUAGAUGUGAUUUAUCCAGUAUUUACUCCUUUCUAGAUCAAUUUAUGAUUUUAGUCAACUAUUUGGCUAUACGAGAAACAGAUACUUUGAUUCGUUUCUGUAAAUAGAGAACGCCAAUAUAUCCAAAUCACAGAGAGCUGAAGGCCAUUAUUGGCUGUAUGCACAACAAUUUUUUUUUUAAUGGGGUCCCAAAGGAUCACUUUAAGCCUGUUCUUUCUCUUAGGCUUGUUCUCUUCAGUUGUUUGCAACACUCAAGAAAUUCAAUCUGAAGAUGGUCUGCUAAAACCGUUUGACAAUUGGUGCAAGCAACAUUCAAAAACUUACAGGGAUGAAGAGAAGGUUUUAAGAUUCCAAGUGUUCAAGGAAAACUUACUUUACAUAGAGGAACACAACAAGAGAGCUAACUCCACCUUUAAAUUAGGGCUUAAUGUAUUUGCCGAUCUUAAAUAUGAGGAGUUUAGAGCUCAACAGAUGGGUUUAAAAGUGCCCCUGCCAUUGGUGAGGAAACGGAAAGAGGAAACCAACUUUGGAAAUAUUGAAUUAUAUGACAUUCCGUCUUCUUUGGAUUGGAGAGAAAAAGGUGCCGUUACAAAUGUCAAGGACCAGGGAUCUUGCGGUGACUGUUGGGCUUUUUCAGCGACUGGGGCAAUUGAAGGCAUAAACAGUAUUUUUACAGGCUCUCUGGUUAGCCUCUCUGAACAAGAGUUGUGUGAUUGCGACACAUCUUAUAAUAGUGGUUGUGAUGGAGGACUUAUGGAUUAUGCUUUCCAAUGGGUAAUAAGAAAUGGUGGAAUUGAUACAGAGGAGGACUAUCCUUAUGUAGGUGCCGAGAAGACUUGUAACAGAAAAAAGGUUAAUAGGCAAGUGGUGACUAUAGAUGAUUACAUAGAUAUACCAGCAAACAAUGAGAGAGCAUUGCUACAGGCAGUUGCAAAACAACCUGUUAGUGUGGGCAUUUCCGGUGGGGGACGAGCAUUCCAGUUGUAUUCUGAUGGCAUCUUCACUGGUCCAUGCACAAGUUCACUAGACCACGCUGCACUGAUAGUUGGUUAUGGUUCACAAAAUGGCCUUGCUUACUGGAUUGUGAAAAAUUCAUGGGGAAAAAAUUGGGGCAGGAAUGGGUAUUCUUACAUGGUCCGAAACACAGAUGUUCCUGAAGGCAUAUGUGGAAUCAACACUUUAGCAUCCUAUCCAAUUAAAACAAACCCAAAUCCUCCACCACCCCCUCCAAUCCCUACACCAGUUAAGUGUGAUGUACUUCGGUACUGCCCAGCUGGAACCACAUGUUGUUGCACACAGCACAUUUUUAGAUUCUGUAUAACUUGGGGUUGCUGUAAGUUUGAAUCUGCCAUAUGCUGCAAAGAUCAACAAUAUUGUUGCCCUCAAGAUCACCCCAUAUGUGACUUGGCUACUCAACAGUGUCGGAAGGCUUCAAGAAAUACGACAAGAUUAAAUGGUCUUUCUAGCAUGACAGCUUCCAUUCUAUGACACAACAUUGGUAAAAAUAUUCCUACGUGAAGAUAAUGAAAUCUACAAAAUGGGAUUAGCUUUUGUUUGGAGAUUAUAGUCAGCUUAAGUCCCUCGUGUUCAAAAGUUCCUUUUCCUUCUAAAUUUUGAUGUAGGCUGCAAAAGAAUUACAUUUUUUCAUUAGAGAUCAAUAUUUAUUCAAAAGUUAUACUUCAUAGGAAAUUAGAUAAUUAGUAUGAAGCAGAGGGGCUAGUCUUUGUUCCUUGGCAUUCCAUGUUGACAUCAGAAUGUUGUUCUUAUUCAACUAUUUUUAACUGGUGUGCAUAGUGAUCAUUGAUGCUAGAAUAAGCUUGAUGGACACUUUUUAACA
Messenger RNA from Cryptomeria japonica (Japanese cedar), 1945 nucleotides. Its product is annotated as zingipain-2. Lineage: Eukaryota; Viridiplantae; Streptophyta; Pinopsida; Cupressales; Cupressaceae. The record is from RefSeq and is a predicted model, not a curated record. Gene Ontology annotation, molecular function: cysteine-type endopeptidase activity. The transcript is spliced from 5 exons. Gene Ontology annotation, cellular component: lysosome. Bases 289 to 1596 code for a protein of 435 amino acids.